AUUCUUUAAUGGCAAAGUAACGGUCAGAUCUGUGUCCGUUGAACGGUUGGAUCGGUAAGGCGUAGAGAAACUCCGGUAGGCUCUAACACAGACAAACUUUACUUGCAUUAGGUUUUACAAGGGGUAAAACUGUACUCUCGGAGACAAGGAGCCGAUUUGCUUAAGCGUUGAUCCCGCCUGUGAUGCAAAAUUUGAAUUUUUGUUUCACACGUGUGAGAGAGCCUUCUCUCGCACGUGCCAGGGCCGUCGGAUUUGUUUCCUCAUUAUAAUCCCGCUCAGGAGACGACCUUCAAAGAUUGCCCAGAUCGUCACUCUCCCCAAGAAAAGCUCUCUUCUCUCUCUCUCUCUCUCUCUCUCUCUCAUUGUCUCUCUACACAGUCGAAGAGACCGUUUUGGAGUUCCUCAACAGCUUUAUUGAAGAUUCAAAGCGACGUUAUCAGAAUGCCAGAAGCAAGAGACCGAAUCGAGAGGCCUGUGGAUUACCCGGCUAUAUUUGUCAACAGACGCAGUAACGGUGUGUUACUUGACGAGCCAGAUUCACGGCUUAGUUUAAUUGAAUCUCCGGUGAAUCCAGAAACUGGGUCAAUGGGACGAGGAUCUUUGGUUGGAACAGGCGGGCUUGUGAGAGGCAAUUUCAGUACAUGGAGGCCUGGUAAUGGUAGAGGUGGUCACAGUCCAUUUAGAUUGUCACAGGGAAGAGAGAAUAAUAUGCCCAUGGUGUCUGCUAGGCGUGGAAGAGGUCCUAGUUUGUUGCCUUCUUGGUAUCCUAGAACACCUCUACGUGAUAUAACUCAUAUUAUGCGGACUAUUGAGAGAAGAAGAGGAGCUGGGAUUGGAGGAGACGAUGGCCGAGAUAUUGAGAUCCCAACUCAUCAACAAGUUGGUGUUCUUGAAUCUCCAGUACCACUGUCAGGAGAACACAAAUGCUCAAUUGUGACUCCUGGUCCAUCUGUGGGAUUCAAGCGUAGUUGCCCACCAUCAACUGCUAAAGUCCAUAAGAUGUUGCUUGACAUCACUAAAGAGAUAGCUGAGGAAGAAGCAGGCUUCAUCACACCCGAGAAGAAGCUACUCAAUUCUAUUGACAAAGUUGAGAAAAUUGUGAUGGCGGAGAUCCAGAAAUUGAAGAGCACUCCUCAUGCUAAAAGGGAAGAGCGGGAGAAGAGGGUACGGACUUUAAUGUCAAUGCGAUGAUCCACAUUUUGGAGGAGAGACGAGAGAGGUAUCUGCAUAAAGGUGCCUGCACAGUGAGUACAUCAUCUUCUUAUGAUAUCACAGUGGAUCUAUAGGUCAUCUCUAAUGACAUAUCUUCACAAGUUCGGUGAUUUCUUAGACUUGUAUCAUUUGCUGAUGAUUUUACUUGAAGCGUCAAUCAUCUUUUGACGAUUUUAUAGGAUACUCGUUUUGAAAAAUCAUUGUUCUGAUGAUAGAAUAGAUCAGGAAUCAUCUGCUGAUGAUGAUAUCAUAGGAAAGGUGAAUUAUAGUUCACACAUUUCAUAUUCUGAAGUGUCUUCACUUGUAGACGAUUUUGGCUUGUAGAAGAAUUUCAUUCUUGUUGUACUUUGAAUAAUUGAGUUGUAUAUAAGUAUUGAAUUUUGGUUCUAUU
Arabidopsis lyrata subsp. lyrata is the source of this 1603-nucleotide messenger RNA. RefSeq names its product protein GIGAS CELL1. The transcript is spliced from 3 exons. Gene Ontology annotation, cellular component: nucleus. NCBI's taxonomy places the organism in Eukaryota, Viridiplantae, Streptophyta, Magnoliopsida, Brassicales, Brassicaceae. The record is from RefSeq and is a predicted model, not a curated record. The coding region runs from base 442 to 1191 and encodes 249 amino acids. Gene Ontology annotation, biological process: regulation of nuclear division; negative regulation of ubiquitin protein ligase activity.